CGAGACUGUUUAUGUCCUGCUCCCCGUCAAAGGGGACACACAAACUCACUAAGGACUCACUAAAGUCUCAGCUUGAGACCCGGAGGACACACAGAGGACACAGAGGAGACCCGGAGGACACACAGAGGACACAGAGGAGACCCGGAGGACACACAGAGGAGACCCCGUGACCUCCGCAGCUGCCCGCGCUCACGUUCAGGACUCUUCCCGCCCUCAGCGCACUGACCCCGGGCAUAAACAUGGCGACUCCACCGAAGAGACUUCGGAGCUCCGAGCCCCGCAGAAAACACCUCAAAGUGUCCAUCGAGGGAAACAUCGCGGCGGGAAAGUCGACUUUUGUGCGACUACUGGAGCAAACGAGUGAUGAGUGGGAGGUGAUCCCAGAGCCCAUCGCAAAGUGGUGCAACGUACAGACGGACAAAGAGGAUAUAUAUGAGGAGCUCAGUUCUUCUCAGAAAAGUGGAGGGAACCUGCUGCAGAUGCUCUACACUAAACCCACGCGCUGGUCCUACACCUUCCAGUCGUACGCGUGUCUGAGCAGAGUACGCUCUCAGCUCCAGCCUCUGUCUCUGAAACUACAAGAGUCUGACAAACCCGUGCAGUUCUACGAGAGAUCAGUGUACUCUGACAGGUUUGUGUUUGCCUCUACACUGUGGGAGAGUCAGAGCCUCACAGAGACAGAGUGGUCUGUGUAUCAGGACUGGCAUCAGUGGAUCCUGGACCAGUUCAGCCCCGACUUAAACCUGGACGCCAUCGUGUACCUGAGAGCCAAGCCCGAGAGGUGUAUGCAGAGGUUACUGCACAGAGGCCGAGAGGAGGAGCAGGACAUUCCUCUGGAGUAUCUCCAACAACUGCACUGCAAACACGAGGACUGGCUCUACCACAGAACACUCAGGGUGGACUUUGAGUAUCUGAACCACAUCCCCAUUUUAGUCCUGGAUGUGAACCAGGAAUUUAAGAACGACCGAAUACUACAACACGAGCUAAUGGACAAGGUCAAGGACUUCCUGUCCACGCUUUAGGAUCCACCAAUCACACGUCACAUGGCUGAAGCUGAGCUCUGAUUGGUCGGCUCACACAUCCUGGGGCUGAAGCUGAGCUCUGAUUGGUCGGCUCAGUCUGAUUUUGUAAACAUUUGUAAAUAUUUGUUCCUGCCUCUGAAACUUCUCAAACGUAUAAAUGUGUGUUUUUUAAUAUUUUAAUUCUGGUAACAUGAACUUUUACCCAGCAGUAUUCACUUUUUUAAAUGUGAAAUAGUAAAACAUUAGACUUGAAUCUUGGACUGAGAUUCUUUGUAAAGUGUGAUUCAUUUUCAUACAUUUUAAAUAUUUUAAACGUGACCUGGUUUAUGCUUAAUCUGAUCUAAAAACUGGCACAAAGUUCAACGUGUGACAGAAUAAACAAAGGUCAAAUGAUUUUUGUUUUUCUCCAGCCUGUUUAUCUGAGCUCUGUGUUUAGACCUGGUCAGUUUGUUUUUAGAUUCAUAUUUUUUAUAACAGUUUAGUGUCAGAGCUGUUUUUAUCAUGUUCAUACUGAAGCUCAAUAAAUUAAUUAAACUGG
Molecule: messenger RNA, 1560 nt
Organism: Periophthalmus magnuspinnatus
Lineage: Eukaryota; Metazoa; Chordata; Actinopteri; Gobiiformes; Gobiidae
Product: deoxycytidine kinase 2-like
Exons: 8
Coding region: 240-1022 (260 amino acids)
Biological process (GO): nucleobase-containing compound metabolic process
Cellular component (GO): mitochondrion; cytoplasm
Molecular function (GO): ATP binding; deoxyguanosine kinase activity
Source: RefSeq, a predicted model, not a curated record